Electrophorus electricus (electric eel) is the source of this 1484-nucleotide messenger RNA. RefSeq names its product cell surface A33 antigen. Lineage: Eukaryota; Metazoa; Chordata; Actinopteri; Gymnotiformes; Gymnotidae. The record is from RefSeq and is a predicted model, not a curated record.
CUCUUCCUAGGGCACAAAUGACUUUUUUCAUUUCUCAGAGCAUUCCUUGAGUUGAGAGCGAGCUGAAAUGGGUGUGAUUCAUCUUAAGAGUGAAUGGCUGUGGACAUCUCUGGUGCUCUCAGGUGUUCUUGCUGGCGACUGGGCGGUGCAUGUUCCCAAGCAUCCCAUCCAUGCCUCUCGAGGCUCCUCCGUGACACUACUCUGCACGUACGACUUCCCCGAGGAUUCUGUGCUAGGAGGUCCUCCUCACAAAGUUCUUUCUGAGAUGUGGUGCCGGAAUCAGAGCUUUUGCAUCACCCCCACGUACAUCUACCACAGUGCCGGCAUCUUCCCAGAGCCUGCGUACCAGGGCAGGGUGCGCUACCUGGGCACCACUGGUUCCAAGAACUGCACGCUCCAGAUAACUGACCUGAGAACCACAGACAGUGGCAUAUAUGUGUUCCGGUUUAUCACUGAUCACCCAGUAAGCAAGCUACCGGGCCAGAGGGGGCUGACCUUACAAGUGACAGAUGGGCCAGUCACUUCAGUGACUGUCAUUAGCACAGGUGAGAUUGCUGAAGGCAGCUCACUCACUCUCACAUGCACCAGCUACUCCACCUCACCUGUGAUGAACUACACAUGGUUCAAGACCAACGGCGCCAUAACGUCAUUAAGAGGCUCGGGCCAAAAUUUCAGCAUUGAGCGUUUGAGUUCCAAAGACAGUGGAUUAUACACCUGUAUGGCCCAAAACAGCUGGGGCUGCCAGAAUGCUACCAUUCAGAUCACCAUCCAGAAAGCAGGUAGCCCUGUCACCUUCAUUGGCAUUGUGUGUGGACUUGCCCUCGCAUUGACUGUAAUAACCAUUAUUGCUGCUUACAGAAGGCAUUUGGUCUCGAGGUCACAUCAGUCGGAGAUUAAUGCUCAUGGAUACCUUUGAUUAUGUACAUCAACUGGCAGAAAACUGAACACCAGGCAUAAGGACCCGAUGCCCAGAUCAUCAUGCCCUUGUAAUUGAAACCUGGGAUAGACCACUGUGAAUGAAAUUGGUGAAUGAAACUGGAAAUUAACUGGGAACUUGAUAAUUUUUUUUGACAUUUGCAUUUUAUAGAUUCUUUUCAUCUCCUGAUCAGUAGCCUUAAUUUUUCCACAUAAGGUUACUUUAAAUAAAAAUUUUAUUAUUAUAUCUGUAAGAUGUAAUAUUUUAACAAUUGAUUUAAUUUACUUUGAGUGCAGUUAACAAGUUGGACAUAGAAUACGUGUAACGCGUGGUGGCCCGAGUGCCGAAGGGCGAGGGGCAGGACGCACAGAUUCCAGCGACGUGGACGAACAUUUUUUAGCAUAUAAACACAACGGCGCUCACACCUAUUGCAAACAAGGAACAUGAAACGGUUAACAUUAAACAGUCUCGAUAAACAGCUACAUUAAUACAUGACGUCAACAAUGACCAACGAUCCUGCACACUAUGACGAGGGUUUAAAUACAUAGACAAGACGAGGUGUAGGUGU